Messenger RNA from Rangifer tarandus platyrhynchus (Svalbard reindeer), 360 nucleotides. NCBI's taxonomy places the organism in Eukaryota, Metazoa, Chordata, Mammalia, Artiodactyla, Cervidae. The record is from the annotation of a GenBank genome assembly.
AUGUGGUCUCUGUCCUUCACUGCUGGGCUGGCCGCCACCUCUGUGCUUAUCACCACGGAUGAGAUACUCUGUGCCUCUUGUGCUAAGUCGCUUCAGCUGUGUCCGACUCUGCGACCUGUGGACUUAGCCCGCCAAGCUCCUCUGUCCGUGGGAUUCUCCAGGCAAGAACACUGGCGUGGGAUGCCAUGCCCUCCUCCAGGAGAUCGUCCUGACCCAGGGAUCAAACCCAAGUCGCCAACGUCUCCUGCAUUGGCAAGUGGGUUGUUUACCACUAGCACCACCUGGGAAGUUCGAAGUACAUACUUUGGCUGGGGAUUGAACUUGCAUCUCCCUCGUGGGAGGCAAGAGUUCUACCACUGA